Messenger RNA from Suhomyces tanzawaensis NRRL Y-17324, 400 nucleotides. RefSeq lists its product as uncharacterized. Lineage: Eukaryota; Fungi; Ascomycota; Pichiomycetes; Serinales; Debaryomycetaceae. The record is from RefSeq and is a predicted model, not a curated record. The coding region runs from base 75 to 284 and encodes 69 amino acids. The transcript has a single exon.
GUUGGUCAAUAAGCCUCGGAGAGACCAAAUUACUUGAUUAUCAAUUAUCUACAGAAUUAGGAGCUACAGAAUUGAUGGAGUAUGAUGUAUACAACAUUGGGAGCAUUUAUAUCUGCAGAAUUAGGAGCACAUAUGAAACAAUUAGGAGCCCGUUUAUCUCAGCAUCAAGAGCAAUUAAAGCUACAGAAUUGGAGCAGCAUAUAGCUAUGGAGUUGGGGCACAUAUUAGCCAGAACUGGGCACCCAGAAUUGAAAUGUAGCAUACUUGUGAUACUCCGCCAGUAGUUCCCAAAGGGGAGGGGAAGAAAAUCCCCACGUGAUGUAUCACGUGACUGAACGCCCCCACCCCGGAGCGCGCAUCCCACUCCGAGCCCUCAACCCGCAAAUCCCACUCUACAUGU